Molecule: messenger RNA, 1536 nt
Organism: Chlorocebus sabaeus (green monkey)
Lineage: Eukaryota; Metazoa; Chordata; Mammalia; Primates; Cercopithecidae
Source: RefSeq, a predicted model, not a curated record
GUAAAAUCCCCCAUUCCCCAUCAGCGGUCAACUGGGGGCUCUCCCGAAACGGCAGCUCUAUAGGACCACUCUUCUACCCCAGGAUCCCUCGGCUUCGGCCCCCUCGGUGCCAGGGUUUGCGGGACCCCACGCUCAAAGCCUCAGGCUGGGGUCGACAACUGCAGAGAGGGUCGGGAUAGAAAAUUGCGGGUAGCGGCAGAUGCGGGUCCCCAGGCAUCCCGGAGGUUCCCACAGGUCUGCAGUGGGCCUACUUUGCGAAAAGGGCCCAGCUGCGGCGAGCCUCGUUCAAAUCAGAUGCCAGACAGUGUUUCUUGGGAUCCAUCCAAAUAAGUCCCUAAUUUCUCCUUGUGGGAGCCCUGGGCCUCCUUCCAGGCCGGAACCCAAGUGUUUAGGCAGCUGGGAAAGACCGGCCCCCUUUCUCGGUUCUCUCGCGACCUCUAGCCACUUCCGGUUGCUAACGGUUCGCAAGCAGCCCACGAAAACUCUACGUGAGCUGGGCCCUGGGCCAGAAGCAGAAAACGGACGGAAGAAAAGGUCUGGCCGGACCAUUAAAGAAAAUCCUUUCUUUGACUGUUUCAAAUACUUUGAAAUAUUGCUCAGUGAUGGGUCUCAUUCUGUCACCCAGACUGGAGUGCAGUGAGUGGUGUGAUCAUAGCUCACUGAAGCCUGAAACUCCUGGGCUCAAGUGAUCCUCUUGCUUCAGCCUUCUGACUAGCUGGAACUACAGGUGUGAGCUACACAGCAUGGCUCAUUCGAGAUUUCUGAGUAGAGAAGUAACAUGAUUAAACUUGGCUAUUGAAAUUAUUAUUUUGGCUGCUAUGUUAACAGUAGACUUGAAUGUGAAGGGGUUGGGCAAGGGCAGAAGCAGGGAGACAGGUUGGAAAACUGGACUGGGAAGGGGCUUUUUAAGAAUAACACAAAACCCUAAAGACAUAAAACUGAAAAGGCCAUGGAGGAAAAGAUAAAUGAAACUGGUCUUGUAAAAUUAAAAUAUUUGAAUGAAAAAAGUAAAAAUAAAAUAUAAACUAAAAGUAAAAUAUGCCACACAUCUAAAAGACACAGCUGAUUUUCCUUAUAUACAAAGACCUUUUAUCUUACCAAAAAAUAAAAAUAUGAACAAGCCAAUAGAAAAAUAGACAAAGUACUUAACCUGCAUGCAUUUAUUGUCAGGCCUCUGACAAUAUGAUACAAAGCCAUCAUAACCCCUGUGACCAGCAAGUAUACAUCCAGAUGACCUGGAGCAACUGCAGAACCACAAAAGAUGACAUUCCACUAUUGUGAUUUGUUCCUGCCCCACCCCAACUAAUCAAUCGACCUUGUGACAUUGCCCCCGCCCCCCACAAUGAGUCUCAUGAUCUCCCCACCCUGCACCUUGUGACCCCCGCCCCUGCCCACAAGAGAUAACCACGUUUAACUGUAAUUUCCCACUACCUACCCAAAUCCUGUAACACUGCCCCAUCCCUAUCUCCCUUUGCUGACUCUCCGUUUGGACUCAGCCCACUUGCACCCAAGUGAAAUAAACAGCCUUGUUGCUCA